AUGUUUCUCAAAUUAAUCAUAGCCGGCGCUUUUCUGGCACGCGUAUCUGCAACACUUCCUUGGGAGCUCGAUAUUACUGAUGGAGAUUCCAUCCGAAACGUCGCAAGCACCAUUGCUCAUGGAGCCAUGGCCCUGUACACCGGUAACAUCACCAAUACCGCCGAUACCAUCGCAGUAUGGCCUGCGCCGAUUUAUUGGUGGGAGUCUGGUGCAGCUUGGGGAGCCAUGCUGGACUACUAUCACUACACGGGGGAUGCCACGUACAAUGAUGUCGCUAUACAAGCAAUUAUUUCACAGCUCGGUCCAAACUUUGAUCUCAUGGUCCCGCUACACCAAGGCGAUGAGGGAAACGAUGACCAAGCAUUCUGGUCCUUCACAAUUCUAGAGGCAGCCGAGCGGAACCUCCCGCAACCCAACGAUGAUGUUCCAUCGUGGCUGGAUAUUGCAAUCAACAUCUGGAACUCAAUGGUGGUUCGCUGGGAUACUGCAAACUGCGGCGGUGGGUUUUUCUGGCAAAUAUUCGAAAGCAACGCCAAUGGGCUGCACUACAAGGCUUCUGUCAGCAAUGGCGGCUUUUUUCAACUUUCAGCAAGACUUUUGCGAGCGACAGGCAACGAGACAUAUCUGGAAUGGGCUCAGAAAGUUUGGGAUUGGUCCGAGGCAAUUGGUUUCGUCACAGACGCCUACGGGAGUGGCGCGCUCGACGUGCUCGACGGAGCAGACAUAUCAGACAACUGCACAACAGUCAACCAGCUCUCUUUCUCGUACUCCCAGGGCAUCUACCUAUACGGAGCAGCUGUCCUGUACAACUACACGAACGGCGACUCGACUUGGGGCGACCGAGUCUCCAGACUCCUCGAUGGAACCAAUACUUACUUCACUCCCUAUGACAACGCUACAGACAUAAUGUUUGAACAUGCCUGCGAAACAGUUGAUCGAUGCAAGACAGACAUGCUCAGCUUCAAGGCAUAUAUGUCGCGCUUCAUGUGGGCAACGACACAGAUGGUGCCCUCGACCUUUUCGACCAUUUCUGAAAAGUUACAGACGAGCGCGAUGGCAGCUGCAAAUGCAUGCUGUGGUGGAGUGACAGGCUCGACAUGUGGUUUCAAGUGGUACGUUGGCGGUUUUGAUGGCAGCGCUGGUCUUGGUCAGCAACUUUGUGCCUUGGAGAUCAUCCAAGGUCUCUUGGUUCAAGAAGCUGCUUCACCCCUAAAAGCUGGUGAGAUUCAGCACGUGGUAGGUCAGUCUACGACUGAAACCACCGUGUCUAAUCCAUCAGCGACAUCUGGGCGGUCUGACGCCACCACCCAGUCUACUGCCACGGGCCAGUCCACUGCCACCGGUCAGUCCACUACCUCCAGCCUGUCUCCUGCCUCCAGCCUGUCUUCUGCCUCCAGCCUGUCUUCUGCCUCCAGCCCAUCCCUUGCCAGCCUCCCGUCUAGUUCGAUGGUCUAUGGUCAAACUACUAUGUCUUCUACUGGCCCUAGCAUUCGGGUGUUGUCCUCUACAUCGUCCUCGCUAACCUCCACCCCAACAGCAUCACCCGCCGUUGUAUCAGAGAAUUGCGUUGCAAAGCUCGGCAACCCAUGGCUGGGCUUGGGCUUGGUCCUGGCCAUAAUGUUGAGAUGGCAUUAG
Molecule: messenger RNA, 1635 nt
Organism: Pestalotiopsis fici W106-1
Lineage: Eukaryota; Fungi; Ascomycota; Sordariomycetes; Amphisphaeriales; Sporocadaceae
Exons: 3
Coding region: 1-1635 (544 amino acids)
Biological process (GO): carbohydrate catabolic process; fungal-type cell wall biogenesis
Molecular function (GO): mannan endo-1,6-alpha-mannosidase activity
Source: RefSeq, a predicted model, not a curated record